UGCCGAAAUUCGUCAUUCAACACAUCGUUACGAAGAGACAAGUCUUCUCUCGUUAUAAAUUCGUUUGCUUCGCUCGUCGCUAGUUCGCAAUUUUAUCCUCCACAAUGUCUGACGCUCCCGCUGCUGCCCCAGCCAAGGCUACCCCCAAGAAGAAGGCUCCCGCCAAGCCUAAAGCCCCCGCAGCCCACCCUCAGUACAAGGUGAUGGUCGCUGCCGCCAUCUCUGCACUGAAGGAGCGCGGUGGCUCUUCCCGCCAGGCCAUCCUGAAGUAUAUCAUGGCCAACUUCAAGGUCGGAGAUAACCCCACUGCCAUCAACGCUCGUCUCAAGACUGCCCUCAGGGCCGGCGUCAAGUCUGGAACCCUGAAGCAAGCCAAGGGAACUGGCGCUGCUGGCUCUUUCCGUUUGGGAGAGAAGAAAGUAGAGAAAAAACCUGCUAAGAAAGUUGCCAAGAAACCCAAGUCUCCCAAGAAGGCAGCAAAGCCCAAGAAAGCCGCAGCCAAGAAACCAAAAUCUCCCAAGAAGGCUGCCGCCAAGAAACCUGCUGCUAAAAAACCUGCUGCCAAGCCCAAGAAGGCCAAGAGCCCUGCCAAGAAAGCCGCCAAGCCCAAAACCGCUGCCAAAAAGCCAGCUGCCAAGAAGGCCGCUGCCAAGCCCAAGAAGGCCGCUGCCAAAAAGUAAGAGCUGGUUUUUCAAAUCCAGCCACAUCACAAUACGGUCCUUUUCAGGACCACC
Messenger RNA from Aplysia californica (California sea hare), 734 nucleotides. RefSeq names its product histone H1-delta. Lineage: Eukaryota; Metazoa; Mollusca; Gastropoda; Aplysiida; Aplysiidae. The coding region runs from base 105 to 680 and encodes 191 amino acids. Gene Ontology annotation, molecular function: nucleosomal DNA binding; structural constituent of chromatin; double-stranded DNA binding. The record is from RefSeq and is a predicted model, not a curated record. Gene Ontology annotation, cellular component: nucleosome; nucleus. The transcript has a single exon. Gene Ontology annotation, biological process: negative regulation of DNA recombination; nucleosome assembly; chromosome condensation.